GAGGACUGGCACUGUCUCAUGGGCCUCGACGCAUCGGGUGAGAUCGUGACGCGGAGGAUCAGCAUCUGCAGGCACAGCGAGCUGGACCAGGUGAGGGGCGCGCGCAUGCUCAUGUCCAUGUUCCUCGAGAUUGCCGACGUCGUCGUCCCGAUUGCCAAGUCGACGCUCAACAACGUCAAGAACUUCUCCUCUUGGCUUCUCGUGACCCUCAUCGGUCGCUCACUCGGGCUCGUGUACCGCGGCAUCCGCGAGAGCAUGAACCCCGCGAACAACAACGGGAACAGCAACUCCUCCACGCCUCGCUUCGCUUAAGCGCAGGGUGGAUUCCGAGUCUGUAAAUUGGGGAUCGGCCCAAAAGUGAUUUUUUAUCUCGGCGAGAGCUGCCGAACCAUUACGAGGCUUUUAAUGAUGCAUACCUUAUGUCC
Messenger RNA from Micromonas commoda, 425 nucleotides. RefSeq lists its product with no specific name. The transcript has a single exon. The record is from RefSeq and is a predicted model, not a curated record. Lineage: Eukaryota; Viridiplantae; Chlorophyta; Mamiellophyceae; Mamiellales; Mamiellaceae. Bases 19 to 312 code for a protein of 97 amino acids.